Daldinia decipiens is the source of this 2571-nucleotide messenger RNA. Its product is annotated as rhomboid-domain-containing protein. Gene Ontology annotation, cellular component: membrane. Gene Ontology annotation, molecular function: serine-type endopeptidase activity. Gene Ontology annotation, biological process: proteolysis. The transcript has 2 exons. The record is from RefSeq and is a predicted model, not a curated record. NCBI's taxonomy places the organism in Eukaryota, Fungi, Ascomycota, Sordariomycetes, Xylariales, Hypoxylaceae. The coding region runs from base 435 to 2078 and encodes 547 amino acids.
UGUGUCCUGCCUCAUUACAUAAUAAUUUAAACAAAUACGAAGGCUUUGCCAAACAAAUCCCCAAAAAGAAGCAACACCUUUUUCAUUCCCCGUUUCGUUUAUUCUUGUUUUUCGUUUCUUUAUUUUAACAGAGAGGUAUCAUCAUCAAAUCAACCAAGGCGGAAAUCUAUAUUAAGCAACGUUCAUUACGCUAAUUGGUUGUUGUUCUUAUUCAUUCGAGCGACUAGCAACCGCCGAGCCAUCCAUCCGAUUUUACGUCGGCUCACCUCGAGACAUAUUAUUCUAACUCGUCUAUCUGCGCAGCCUGGUUGUUUUCGGGUCUCAACCGGGCCUAGAACUGGGAAAUCAAAAAUCAAAACAAAAACAAUUUGUGCAAAAUUAGUGCUGGCCACGUAUUUUCUAUUUUGCAAAGCAACCCCCAUAGAAGAGCGACCAUGGCGGCCAACGACUACUACAACGAUUCGUCACGACAUUAUAAUCAAUACGAGCCAUCUUUGGCAUCUACAACCCCACCUUCUUACACCUCGCAUACGCAUAAUCAAGAACGUCCGGGUGCUUCUACCGUAUCUCCCUUCGAGACCGUCUUUGAUGACCAUGUCUACCCGACUAACUCACAAUCCCACCAGAAUUCCGAUUCCUUAAACGACAGCCAACAGACCUUCGCUUACGACACAAGAUAUCAUGGCUCCGGACCGGGUGAUGUGUCGCCCGUAGGAACCGACGAUAUCCCCAUGCGCAAUCAGAGUAACAAGUCACCAGGUUAUGCGGCCGAUUCGACUGACCAUGUCUACGACGCCCCAGAUCAAGAGGCGGGUAGUCGUCGAGGCCUACCCAAGCGUGGUCGCAUCCGGUUUGGUGAAUUAGGCAUGCUUGGGUCGGAGAAGAGGAGAAUACCCAUCAUGGUUUAUCUAUUCUCCAUCAUUCAAAUCGCCGUGUUCAUUGCCGAGCUCGUCAAGGCCGCUCAGCUCACAGGUAGCCCGAUUCAGAUUCAGCCUUCCUUUAACCCCAUGAUAGGUCCUUCGCAACAGGUUCUUAUCAACAUGGGUUCGAGGUUCGUCCCCUGUAUGAAGAACGUCAAUGGAGUACAAAAUUAUAGUCCACCGGCCGGCGUCACGCAACAGGGGUUUGGGUGGCCUUGCCCCAACACCACCUCGAAUGACCCUAACGACGACUCGAAUAAGUGUUCUCUUUCGGAACUCUGCGGGUUUGACGGAGUUCCAAAUCCUGAGUGGGACCCCGUCAACGGUUUGAAUCAGGACCCGGCACCUAACCAGUGGUUCCGCUUCAUAAUCCCCAUCUUUAUGCAUGCGGGUAUAAUCCACAUUGGCUUUAAUUUACUGCUGCAGCUUACCAUGGGAAAGGAGAUCGAAAGGGCCAUCGGAUCCACCCGAUUUUUCCUCGUUUAUAUGAGUGCCGGCAUCUUUGGCUUUGUUAUGGGAGGCAACUAUGCCGCUCCGGGAAUCUCAUCUACCGGGGCAUCGGGGUCUUUGUUCGGAAUUAUCGCUCUGACCUUGCUUGAUCUUCUAUACUCGUGGAGUGAGAGGCGUAACCCCGGCAGGGAGCUGAUAUUUAUCAUCAUCGAGAUCCUCAUAUCCUUCGCCCUCGGCCUGCUCCCCGGUCUGGACAACUUCUCUCAUAUCGGCGGGUUUAUUGUCGGGUUAUGCCUGGGAAUUAGCGUCCUCCAUUCGCCAAAUGCCCUCCGCCGUAAGAUCGGCGAGGAUCACUUUGGAGGACCUUCGUAUUCCACCGUAGGCGGCGGUGGUAUCACUAGCGUCGCCUUCCCUUCGUUCUACAGAAACCCUGUAGGCUUCUUCAAGGGUCGGAAGCCCCUCUGGUGGGUGUGGUGGCUCGUUCGUGCUGGAUUUCUCAUACUUGUUAUCGUUGUUUUCAUCGUGUUGCUCAAGAACUUCUAUUCCAAUCAGAACAACUGCAGUUGGUGCAAGUAUCUUAGCUGCCUGCCCGUUAACCACUGGUGUGAUAUCGGAAAUAUCACUAUCACGACAUCAGAACCGUCUAAAUCUUCGCGGCGGGGUGUCGAUUUGGCUCUGCUUGAACAGGUUGCUAACUUCUACUCAUGAAACACGUUCCUUCUCAAUCUAAGUGAUAGUCAUCGCAUAAUGGUGGGCGGCCGGUAGGCUCAUGAUACCCGAAGACAGGCCUAGUAAUGCGUGAGGAUGUAUAAAAUCCAACAAUGGUGGACAGCCUGGGGAUUGGAAGCGGGGCCAUGAAGGCCACGUUGGAUGGUGGGCAUCGGACAUUCGGGGCUCUGAUAUCUGGCGGCAUCGCUAUAGUUGAAUAUACUGGCGCGGUAUGAACUCGACGAAUAUUUAUUAUAUACAACAAGACCACGGGUGUUACCUGCUGGGUUGCUAAUCAAUGGCUGUCGUAGUUUUGUGCACCAAAACUUACGGCUGGUGUGUUGUUGUGAUACUUUGCUCAACCCAGUAGACCUUUCGUGGCGUGAGAAAUAAAUUUACUCUUAUUGGGACCAAUCUUAGAUAAUUGCUAGAGGUAGUCUAACUAAAGCACAUUUGUAGGCCGAAUAAGAAGUGAUAUAUCUUAUACUAUCCA